GGAAUUUCCUGACAAUAGAUUACAUUAUCUAUCUCGUUCCAUAUAACCAGAUCUCAUACUUACACUACAUCUGUCAUGGACAUCCCUACCGCGACCAUUCAAGGCAUCACAAUCGAUGGGGCGCUUUUCAGCUCAGCAGCACAGCUCGCUUCCGCUCAGAAAGUACUUUCUACCGCCACGGCUACCAAAACCAUUGCUUCGCUUUCCUCUGUUGUUUCCGAUGCCUCUGUGACGCUCGCCAUCAUCUCAGAAUUGAAGGUUGCUGCUACCGCCACUGAUUCCUCAGUCUCAGCCUCAGCCACGGCGGCGAUCCUGUCGCUUAUCGGCGGUGCUGACUUUUCUCUCUACUAUUACGUGCCUAGUCUCCCGGGUAAUUUGAUUUUGCUCAUCAUUUUAGGGUUGGUACUCGGGAUCCAGUCGCUUUAUACCUUGAAGUACCGCCAGUUAUGGUACUGGACAUGCCUCUGGCUCGGUAUCGCAUUGGAAUUCGCCGGCUUCGUCGCCAGGGUGGUGUCGCACUUCCAGCCUUUCAACCAAAGUGCUUACUUGUGUCUGAGUAUUUGCGUGACGGCCACUACCCGGUUCAUCUUGGCCGCCUUUUACUGUAUCAUGGAUAUACUGGUUAUCGUUUACGGUGAACAGUUCUCCGUCUUGAAGCGCUUCCGCUACUCCAAAAUAUUUAUCAACAGUGAUUUAGUAACGGUCAUUAUCCUGAUGGCGGGCGUUGGGACUGCCUAUUCCUCGAUUGUUAACGGUGAUUCGUCCAAUACUGGUACGGACCUAUUUAUUGCGGGUCUUGGGUUCCAGGUGGGGUCGUUAUCCAUUUUCAUUGUCCUCUGGCUAAUCUUCUUCUGGCGCGUCCACAAGGCCUCCAAGUUUGCCGAACCGGGAUAUAACCCAAGAUUUCAACACUUAAGCAGCACUUCUGCCAUGAAGAGAUUCCCAGCUUAUGCCUUUGUAGGGAUUGUCUGCAUGUAUGUGCGUGCAAUUUUCAAGGUUGUGGAGUAUUCGGAAGGCUGGACCGGGUACUUGAGGGUUCAUGAACCAUACUUUCUUGUUUUGGAUGGUCUUAUGGUAGUGAUCACUGGGAUUGUGAUGUCGUUUCCAGGUGGGUACCCCGGUAUUAUUGUGCGUCAUGAUGUUUCAGUCAAAAAUAAGAAGAUAAGGUGGAUAUUCUAUGAGUUUGAGGAGAUUGCGGGAAAGAACAUCGAUAUGGAAGAGUCUCCUUAGGGGUGUACUGUUUACAGUGUAUCUGUUUAGACUUUAUUGGCAUAUAUUCUAUUAAUUUUUCU
Molecule: messenger RNA, 1292 nt
Organism: Babjeviella inositovora NRRL Y-12698
Lineage: Eukaryota; Fungi; Ascomycota; Pichiomycetes; Serinales
Product: RTA1 domain-containing protein
Exons: 1
Coding region: 76-1230 (384 amino acids)
Cellular component (GO): fungal-type vacuole; plasma membrane
Source: RefSeq, a predicted model, not a curated record